AUGAGCACCGCAGCUGUCGUAUCUGACCCGGAGACAACUUCCCUCCGCUUGGCGUCGGGGAACGGCCCCGUCACACGGCGGAUCUUAUGCACUCCGCUCCGCGACGCCCUUCCCACUGAGAUCCCUAUCAUUGAUAUUUCACUCGCAUUCAGCCUCGAGCUCGCGGACCGGAAGUCUGUCGCGCAGCAGAUUCGCGAAGCUGCGACAACCUCUGGUUUUUUCUACCUGGUCAACCAUGGCAUUAACUCGAACAUCACCGACUCUGCGUAUGCAGCAUGCUUAAAAUAUUUCCGCCAGGACGAGAAGACCAAGAUGCGUUCCUGGGUGGGAAAAAGUCGCUACUUCAACGGCUACAAACCAUCCGGAUCCCAGCGCAUCAACAAAUCAGAAAGCGUCGAUGUCCGCGAGUCGUUCAGUUGGACUUAUGAUCCCCGCUACGACCCUGAUGUCACGGAUGUGAAAGCCAUCCCCGAAGAGGCAAGAAAUUUCUUGCGAAUGGAGGACUUCCACUGGGAUGGGACAUCCAACAUGCCUUGCUUCAAAGAAGCCAUUAUUCGCUAUUGGCAAUCCUGUAUGAAGCUCGCACGUGUGUUAGUCCGUGUGUUUGCUAUGUCUCUUGAGCUGCCAGAGGAUUAUUUCGACUCGAAAUUUGCGUACCCUGACGCCGCUUUGGCGCUGAACUACUACCCGCCUUUGCCCCAAGCCCAAGGCGAUGCCGGUUCAGGCGCCACCACUCAGGUCUCAAUAGGGUCGCACACAGACUUUCAACUCUUCACCAUUCUGUGGCAAGACGCUGUCGGGGGAUUACAGGUAUUGAAUCGUCAGGGCGAAUGGAUACGGGCGGCACCGAUACCAGGGACGUUCGUCGUUAACAUCGCGGACUACCUGCAGCGUAUCACCAAUGAUCUCUACGUCAGUACAGUCCAUCGAGCUCAGAAUUUCAGUGGCGAAGAGCGCAUCAGUAUGCCCUUCUUUUUCGGAUUUGGGCUGCAUGAAAGCUGCGGAGUUAUUGGAAAUUGUGUCAAAGAUGGUGAGAGGCCCAAAUAUGAUGAGAUUGGUUGCGAGGCAUGGGUCCAAAGGAGAGCGCAGGCAAUGCAUAAGGUAGAAUCGGACGACGAAAAUGAGGUAUGA
This is a messenger RNA of Colletotrichum spaethianum, 1131 nucleotides long. Its product is annotated as 2-oxoglutarate-Fe(II) type oxidoreductase hxnY. Gene Ontology annotation, molecular function: dioxygenase activity. The record is from RefSeq and is a predicted model, not a curated record. NCBI's taxonomy places the organism in Eukaryota, Fungi, Ascomycota, Sordariomycetes, Glomerellales, Glomerellaceae. The coding region runs from base 1 to 1131 and encodes 376 amino acids. The transcript has a single exon.